This is a messenger RNA of Mya arenaria, 2732 nucleotides long. RefSeq names its product eukaryotic translation initiation factor 5-like. The transcript is spliced from 11 exons. Bases 471 to 1856 code for a protein of 461 amino acids. NCBI's taxonomy places the organism in Eukaryota, Metazoa, Mollusca, Bivalvia, Myida, Myidae. Gene Ontology annotation, molecular function: eukaryotic initiation factor eIF2 binding; GDP-dissociation inhibitor activity; translation initiation factor activity. The record is from RefSeq and is a predicted model, not a curated record. Gene Ontology annotation, cellular component: cytosol. Gene Ontology annotation, biological process: formation of cytoplasmic translation initiation complex; translational initiation; formation of translation preinitiation complex.
ACGGCAACGAGCCAGAAGGUGCGCUGGAAAUUUACUGAGCAUUUCAUCAUAGUUUUUCUCAUAUGAACAGCGUAUUCACGACUUAUUUGAACGUCUAUUUGCAAAUUUAAUUCAAUAUUAUUACUGACGCAUUGUUUCAGUAUAUAUCUUCAAGAAGGAAAAGAAAAUUCACUGACAUUGGCGGGAAUAAAUUAGGAUCAAGGCCGACGACACUCCAAAUUUGCGCCAUAUUGGCCAUAAAUCUGAUACAAAAUUAUCAGCGGUCUAACGUCUUUUAUGAAGGUUUUGUGCGAAAAAGGGCCAUUGCGCUGGCAAACAAGCACCAUUUCGCGAAAAAGGAGUAGAAAUUGUGGUUUACCCACAAAAAGAACUUUUAUGAAGUUCAUAGAUUUUUGUGACUACCAUCUAUUACCCAGAAGUUGUAACAUUUGUACGAGACAUAAAGACGGUGAAAACUUGAUAGCGCAAUCAUGGCUAUGGUCAACGUCAACAGUGAGGUCACUGACCAGUUCUACCGCUACAAGAUGCCUAAAAUCAUAGCGAAGGUUGAGGGGAAAGGCAAUGGCAUCAAGACUGUGAUUGUUAACAUGGUGGAUGUGGCUAAAGCUCUGUCUAGGCCUCCAACAUAUCCAACCAAAUACUUCGGCUGUGAACUUGGCGCCCAAACUCAAUUUGAUUUGAAGAAUGAUCGUUUCAUUGUCAACGGUUCUCAUGAUGCCAACAAGCUGCAAGGACUGCUGGAUAACUUCAUUAAGAGAUUCGUCCUUUGUGACGAAUGCUCCAACCCUGAAACCAUAUUGAGCGCCUCUCAGAAGAACCAAACCAUCAAAGCUCGGUGCAUCGCCUGUGGUCACCAGUCAAUGGUGGACAUGCGCCACAAACUGACCACCUUCAUUCUGAAAAACCCACCAGAUGUGGACCCUGCCACCAUCACCCCCUCAAAGGGCUCCAAGAGCAAGAAGGGCGGGAGGAAGGGUAAGAAAGGGGAGGAUUGUAAUGGUGAUGAUGGGGACAACGACCGCGCAAGCCCAGAAGUCAAUACCCAGGAGCAGAUGGCCAACCAGCGGGCAUCUGGGGGCGUCAUUGAUGCACCACCAGAGAUUGUUGUGGACCUGGAUGAUGACUGGGGUGGGGAGGAUGUUAGUGACGAGGCCGUUGCUAAGCGUAUGCAGGAGUUGACUGACGCCGCCAAGACCAUGGCCAUGUCUGAGGAAUUGGAGAAAACAGAAAAUGAAAGGAUGAACUUUUUCUACAGCUUUGUGAAGGAGAAGAUCAAGUCCAAGUCGUUGGCGGGUGCGGACCAGGAGGUGUUGGUUGAGGCGGAGAGGUUGGAGGUGAAGGACAAAGCUGCCCUUGUGCUCGUCGAACUUCUCAUGGAUCAGAAAGUCCUCACUCAGAUCAAACAGCACAGGAAGCUCCUACUUAGAUUUUGCCAUAACAACCAGAAGGCACAGAAGUACUUGUUGGGUGGUAUGGAGCAGCUGAUUGGUAACGAGUUCAAGGCCUCCCUUCUGCCGAAGGUGCCCCACAUCUUCAAGGAGUUGUACGACAACGACAUCCUUGAGGAAGAGGUGCUCAUCGACUGGAAUAAGAAGGUGUCGAAGAAAUACGUGUCUAAGGCAGUUGCCCAGGAGAUUCAUGACAAGGCGACACCAUUCAUCAAGUGGUUGCAGGAAGCAGAGGAGGAGGAAAGCGACGACGAUGAUGAUGAAGUUGAGGUUGCAUUUUCUACAACUGGCAAAGUGGGAGCACAAACUGUAACCCCUGAAAAAACUGCAUCUCCAGCUCUGAACAACGGCACUGCAACUGCCAAUGGUGACGAGGACGAGGAUGACAUAGAUAUUGAUGCCAUAUAAACAUUUAACUGAGGCUUCAGCUACUGUACACAUAUUCCAUGCGAAUUGACAUUACUAAGUGCUCUGCACUUCAUGGUUGGAACAUCUUUUGUGGUAUUUUUAUUCAGAUACAUUUGACAUCACCUAAAUGUUAAGUACAUUUUGUAUUUAUGAACAUUGCUUUUAAAUUUGAGCAGAAUUGGUUUGAAUAUUGUUUAAGAACCAUUCUGAUAUAUAAUUGGUUACAUUUGUAAAUGUUCAUCAUUUUAUUUGUGGUAAUUAAACAGUUUUGGUGUCGGGUCUUAAGUGUUUUGGUGAAGUUAAGGGUGGCUGAGGCUGACAGUUCUAUAAAAGAUCAGCAUACAACAGUAAAUCUGAGUAGGUUUAAGUCUGUAAUAGUUAUUUCACAUACUGUUCAUUUUAAAAAUCUUUACUUUGCCUUUUCCCGCUAUGUCCGUUACUCAGAUAAAGGAUAUUGUAUUGUCAAUUGUUACUUAGGGUAUGGUUUUAUGUCAAAAUUAAUUUCAAUCGUUGAAACAUGUUAAUAGUAUAUAUCAUACAUCGUAACAUGUACACUUCACUCCAAAAGCAUAUAACAUCUACAUGUAGUAUAGUAUUCUUUGCUUUGCACUUGUUAGUGUCCAUAUAUCGAUUAUAAAAAAAAUAAACGGUAGAAAAGUUCAUCAUUAAGGACUAUCGAUAGUGGUUUCAUUGUAUUUGAUUAUUGAAAGUUUAUUUUUAGAAUCCUUGAGGGCUGUCUUUUGACGAUUUCGGCCCAAUUUCUGUUGUUGUUUUUUCUAAACACAAAUUUUCCCAAAAUUUCUCGCAAAAAUAACUUCUUUUAUUUCCUCAUUUUUUUAUUACAAAUAGAGUUACUUAUUGCUAGAUGAAUAAUGA